This is a messenger RNA of Cladocopium goreaui, 3414 nucleotides long. NCBI's taxonomy places the organism in Eukaryota, Dinophyceae, Suessiales, Symbiodiniaceae. The record is from the annotation of a GenBank genome assembly.
AUGGCGUUGCUUGAAAACUCAGAACCAGCUUCCGCAGGCCGCUGGUGUGUGAUUGCAGAACAGGAACCUGGGCUCAGUGCAAUGCAGCCCAAUCCUUCAAGUAUCCAGAAGGAGCCAGGUAUAAUCCGUAUCGACCAAUGCCCAUCGAUGAGGCAGAAGGCAGAACCGCCAGAUAUCCUCUACGUCUUGCGACCACCCCGGAGCAGCAGUCUGCUGCAGGAGGUGGCGAGUCAGGAGCCUUCCCUCCGAUUGCCCAAGCGCUUGCUUGGCAAAAAGGCCUUGCAUCAAGCUGGCAAGCAGCAGAGUAUGUUGAUGCUUGAUGCCCCUGAUGAGCCAAAGGAGUCCAAGAAGUCAAAGGAGCCUGAGAACUCAAAGCCUGAGAACCCGACAGAGCCUGAGAACUCAAAGCCUCAGAACCCAACGGAGGCUGAGAACUCAAAGCCCGAGAACCCGACAGAGCCUGAGAACUCAAGGCCUCAGAACCCAACGGAGGCUGAGAACUCAAAGCCCGAGAACCCGACAGAGCCUGUGAACUCAAAGGGGCCUGGGAAGUCAGAGGAGCCUGCGAAGACAAAGGAGAGCGAGGACACCCCUCGCAACAUCUCCAAAGCUUGCAGAGACGUUUUUCCCAAGGGAAUCCCGGAGACCCUCACAGCGGACGACCUCGCAGCCCUCAACGAUCUACCGGUGCUGCUGGAUCUUCGACAAUCGCUGCCAGAGAAGGUGACGCAGGACUUGGAUGAAGCCGAACAGCAAAAAAUUACGGAGCUCCUGCACGAGCUCUGCGAUGAGCACAUGGGCACCUUGGGUCUGAUGCCCAAAGCAGAAAACAAGGCAGAGACAGAGAAGCAGGCGCUCUACAUGACUGACCUAAUUGAGUUGAACGCCGGAGAGCAGGUGAAAGCUUUGGAUCAGCACUUCAGGCGCACCUGUCGUUGCGAAGGUCACAGUAGUUGCAACUGGUAUUCUUAUGGCGCUCACAUGACGAUGUGGUGCUACGUGGCCGAAAGCUCGGUCCCCUGGUGCCAUUUGGAAGGGAUCCAGCUCUUCAAGGAUACAAAGAACAAGACCUGGACGGUGGAUUUGUGUCAGGAGGGCUCCUGCAAAUGUGCUGGACUGGGCAUGCCAGCGGAGGACGAGGACACGGUGGAUGCGGACAACCCGCUGAUUCAGAAGAAUCCCAUCUACUAUGGCUACAAGUGCGGCAAGUGGCGCAACGGCGAUACCCUGAGUUGGUGUUGGGCCGGCAUGGAUAGCAGCUGCUUCAAUCGCGACCGACCUCUGCCCCCGGAUUACAAGACAUCCAAUUGGCCGAAGGGGAUGCUGUACAUGUUCCGAUCGGUGGAGCCUUGUUCCAACAACAACUUGGGUCAGGGGCCGGGAGGACGGCUGGAGCCGGCCCUGCAGCUCUGUGAAUACCUGCAGGUGUCUCUGGAAAUCUUCAUGUACCUCUACCUGAUUUGUAUGUUCCCCAUGGGUGGCAUCAUCUUCAAAUUCAUCUGUAAUCGCUGUGGCGAUGCCAUACAGACUGAGCAUCAAUUCCAGGCCUACGACACCUCCGAAGACUCCGACGACGUGAGCGGCGCCGCCGCGGAGCCGCCCGCUUCGUCAGCGCCGGCGCGGGAUAGCUUCACGGCAUGGGAGGGAUUUUUGGGGCCACAGCAGGCACAGGCAGCACAGUCUUCGCCCCUGGCCAUGCCGCAUCCUCCCUUGUUGAUUGAGACGGCAGAGGUCUCUCCUCUCAGUGAGCCAGAUAUCCUUUUGCAGGACAGCCCACCUAGCGACUUCCCGGGGGUCCCAGUCUUGCCGGGCGGAGCAUUGGGUGCCACGAAUGGACUGGUGUUGCAUCCACAAAAGUGGAGCGAGGAUCAAGUGAGGGAAUGGUGGGAGAGACAGACCAAGAGGCGACCGCAAGUGGAGCCUCUGUCCAAAGGCACCGAUGGCCGGAACAUCAUGCGUUGGAACGUGAGUCGUUUUGAGCAGAUGUGCAAGGACACUGGUCUGGCUAUGGCGCUCUAUCAGGACUUGCGAAACGAGGUGCAGCGCUUCGAACAUUUUCGCAAGACUGGGGUGGUGCUGAAGGCCACACCCAUUGUGAACGGCGACCGCCGGCCAUCUGAGAAGAACGGCUUGACUUUCAAUCCCAAGAAGCGUGUUGACAGCAAGCAGUUCAAUUCCCAGGAGCUGGCGCCCAAGAGGCCGACCACCACUGGAUGCCGUGGCCGGGUUCAAACGGCUCCAUCGCUCCCCGGGACGGUUCCGGCAGCCAACGGUAACGGCCCGGGGCCCCCGGGGCCCGCGGGCCCCCUGGGGGCUCGGGCCAAAACUGCAGCGCGGCCGAACAGCAAAGGUGCAGUGAUCAGAAUGAAAUCUGCACCUAGAAUCUCCAGUGGCACUCCGAAGCCAACUGUAGCUGUGGCUGAGAAGGGCAAGGUGAACGGCACGAAUGGAACGAAGGUCAAAGAGACCAAAGAGGUCCGUCGCAGAUCGCUGGUCAUGGAAGACUUAGGCGAUGCCAUGUUGCAUCAGCUGAGCACUUCCAAGGCGAAACAAAAACCGGAGGAGCUGGUGAUGGAUGGGAAACCUCCAAGGGCCGCGGAUGACACUGUCGUAGUUGCUCGCAGACCAAAAUCUGCACGUGUGGAGAAAGUGAAGGAUGAUGAUCCGGAAGAGACUCGCCAGAUGUUCGACAAGAGAGAGCUGCGAAAGCGCCACAAGGAGCUCUUUGCGCAGCAUGUCACGCAGUGGCGCAGGAGACAGAUAGAUUCUCCCAGCCCUGAGGCAGAAGCCUGCCGAGUUCGAGUCUACGUUCGGAAGAGGCCUCUGUUUGAUUAUGAAAAAGAGGCAGAAGAAUUUGAUGUAGCUACAGCCCGUGGUCGGAAGAUUGUGAUCCACAACUGCCUGACUAAAGCUGACCUUCGUUCCCUCUUCAUCUCGCACAUGGGCUUCCAAUUUGCACAGGCCUUUGGCGAGUCGGUCUCUGACGAUGAGGUGUAUCAGCAGUGCGCGGCGGACGCUGUGCAACACAUGCUGCAGGGCAAGGUCGCCACUCUUUUCAUGUUUGGCCAAACUGGCAGUGGAAAAACCCACACCAUGAGUGGUCUCUGUCAACGAGCGGCACAGCACAUCUUUCGGUCCCAGUCGCUGGUGACGUUGACCGCCUUUGAAAUCGCGGGCAAGGUCAUGCGGGAUCUCUUAGAUCACAGUUCCAAGGAACUGAAGAUCCGUGAGGAUAAAAGUGGCAAGACGCAAAUUCUGGGGCUUCAAGGCUCCGAGGCCUCAAGUCCGGAGGCGCUGUUGAGUCAGCUUCGAGAGGCGCAGGCGGGGCGCGCCACGCGCGCCACGCAGGUGAAUGAGACCUCCUCGCGAUCGCAUGCGGUGUUUCGCAUCACAAAAGGUGAUGCGACGCUGACG